Populus nigra (black poplar) is the source of this 2248-nucleotide messenger RNA. RefSeq lists its product as uncharacterized. The record is from RefSeq and is a predicted model, not a curated record. Lineage: Eukaryota; Viridiplantae; Streptophyta; Magnoliopsida; Malpighiales; Salicaceae. Bases 952 to 2130 code for a protein of 392 amino acids. The transcript is spliced from 2 exons.
AGAGCAGAGAACACGCAAGGAACUUGGAAUGCAUGUGUUCAUUGCAUGGCUGAAAAAAUCAAUAGAAUGGAAAGGGAACAACUGGUUUUCGCACUUUAUGUGAACAUUAUUGUUAUAUUUGUGGUUUUAUACCAUAUCACAAGUCAGAUUCUAUAAUCAGAUCAUCCUUACCUGUUCCCAUUUGAACAAUUUAUUCAUUUUUUAAUUAGCAUGAAAAGUCGAACUUUGCAGAUGCAGAACCCAUUCCAAUAAAGCAGGUUUGUCCCAGUGGUAGACACAACAUAUCAUAAUAGGUGUCCAUUAUUUAUUGGAUUUUCAAAGUUUGAAUCCUUCUUGGGGUCUACCCAUGAGUUUUAGAUUCUAGCAUUAAAAAAAAACCCAUCUCUUCUACAGCUUCUUUUGACAAACUUGCUGCUGAAGUUUCAACCUUGCAGAGAUCAAUCUGGCUUGAGCCUCCUUUUGUGUGCGACUCCUCAAGUUUUCUCGUCUAUAGUUGCCAUAAAUUUUCUAUCGCAGAUCAUCGCUUUUAUUCAACAAAUAUGUUGUGUACUAGAGCUCAUGUUUCAGAUUUCUUCGUCUACCAACCUUUCUGGAUAUAGGAGAAAGAAAAACUUUUAAAAGAGAACUUUCCACAAAAUCAGGCUGUCUGCCUUUGUCCUCCGCAACAAAAAAGAACAGAAAAGAAACCACCACCCUCUCCUCUUUUGGUGUGUGCUUGUUCCCUAUACAAAACCAAUUCUAACCACUGAAAAGUUUGGCUCCUGCUCUGCGUGUCUCACCUUAAAUUCAUAUUCGAAACUUGGAAGUAGAGGGAGGGAGCAACUUCGAUUGUAAUCUUUCGCAAUACAGGCCUACAAGUUUUACUGGUUGGCUUUCUAUUUGAUUUGAGACUCAACAACGAGUUUUGCUACGAACGUGAUUGGCGAUCGCUCAGGUAAAGAGUCCAACAACAUGGGAUGCAUUUCUUCAAAACUUGUGUCUAGAUCUUUGAGUUUUCAGGAAGAGCUGACCAAGAACAUGCAGAGGUCGGCCAAUGAUAUUCCUGCACUCGAAGAACUAGCCAUCUCUGGUAACAUCAACGACCAGUUUUUUGCUCUUGUUUGCACUGCCAACACGGUAGCCUGCACAUACAAGUCCGGGAGUUUUUCAGGCAAAUCCAACAAUCCAGUUGUUGAAUCUGAUAUCAGUCUAACAAAAACCAAAUCGGAAUUUAACUCGAGUCUGGAACAAGAAGGAGAGGAAAAACACACGGGACUAGAAGCUAAAUUGGUGCUCCCACAAGUACCAAGCAUUGAUCCAACGAAAAGAUCCAAAAGCUGUCAUUUUUUUCCAACAAAUGAAGCCUCCUAUCCUUCUGUAGAGAUUUUCCAUGGGGUUGAAGAAAAGAGUAGGAACCACGAGGGAAUGGAGCGUGCGACGAGUUUCCAUACCAUAGAGGAAUUCGAUGCCCUGAUCGAAAAGUUGAAGUUGUCUAAGGAGCAGAAAAUAGGGUAUGAUGGAGAGGAUGAUGGUUCAGUAACAGGGGUGAAGCUUAACCAAUGCCGAUCUUCAACACAUGCAUCUGAACAUUCUGCGGAUAGUAACAAUAUCCAAGAAACACAUUCACACAUAAAUGAUAGCACUCCUCCAGAAGCAAACUCCACCAUUGAAGAGAAUCCCACCUUAUCAAAUUCGGAGCUAGCAAGUGAAAAGCUAAUUGCAAUUCCAAGUAGAUCCAAUACCGCAAAUGAAUCAGAAGUUGUAGAGAACUCUUCACAAGGACACAUCUUAAAGAAAGGUUUUAAAAGGAAGUCCAUUGCAAAGGGGUUAGAAUCAAUUGAAAUUCCAAAUACCAUUGAAUUUCCAGCCGUUACAGGCCUCAAGGAAUGGCUCCGUGUUGGCGGACGAGUAUACUCUCCUGGUGCUUAUGUCACUCCAAAGUUUGGCAGCUAUUCCUUUCCGAUUAGUGGGACUUCACAUGAAUGCAAUGAGGAGGACAUCUUCAAUCCAGAAUUAGUGGCUGCUUGUGAGGAGAGCAUGGAACAACUUGAAGCAGAAGCCGAAAGUAUUCUCCAACAGAUUGUUGAGAAAUCGGAGAAAGAAAGUGGCUUGGAGAAGCAAGCCAAAGAUGAUUUUCUAUCACACAACUAAUAGACUAAGAUGCAUGCGUCUAAACUCUCAAGCAUAAUGAGAUAUCUAACUUAAAAUGUUCCAGCCUGAGCUUUGCUAUUGAAAUAGAACUUCCACCGAGUUUGGAAACUUGCAUUUA